AAUCGUGUACUUCCGAAUGGUUACUGUUUCAAUAUGGACGACGUGGAAUGUUUCCUAAAGUUACAAAACUGAAAGUGUCAAACUAUAUAUCUUCCUUUCAAAUCUGAAAUUCAAAAACAAUACACAAUUUUAGUAUAGUAUCUUUUUAGUAUGAGUAAAAAUGUAGAAAUAGCAAAAGAUCUUCAUUUAGAGAAAUCGACAACAGAUUCUGGACCGUCAUCAACCAGGUCAAAGAUGGGAAGAAAACUACAGAUCGUCAGAUUUCUAGUCAGAAUCUGUGUGGCAGUUGCAGCAAGAUUUUGGAAGUUGUGUAGUUCAGCUUUGCUUAUAUUGUUUUUGGUAUACUGGUUCACUGGAGCCUUGAUAGCUCUAGGAUUCUUUAUAGUGGCUGUGAUUGGUAUAUUUUUUAAUGCACAGGACAUGUUAUUAUAUUACCCAGAACAGCCACCAAACUCUAGACUUUAUGUUAUGCUACCAAAUGCCUAUCAAAUGCCAUAUGAAAACCACUUUGUGAAUACUAGUGAUGGAGUGAAAAUCAACUUAGUUUUAGUCAAACAUCCAAAGCCAAACGUUCCAACCAUUAUUUAUUUCCAUGGAAAUGCUGGUAAUGUUGGACACAGGUUGAUGAAUACUCUUGCAUUAUUUGAACAGUGUAAAUACAAUAUUUUGUUAGUAGAAUACAGAGGUUAUGGAAAGAGUGAAGGUUCUCCAAGUGAAGGAGGUUUAUACAAAGAUGCAGAGGCAGCUAUAGACUUUUUAUUAAAAAGGACAGAUAUAGACCGUAACAAAUUAAUAGUGUUUGGACGCUCACUAGGUGGCGCUGUAGCUGUACAUUUAGCAUCACAGUCAUUAUAUGAACGUCAUAUAGCUGUAUUAGUGAUAGAGAAUACAUUUUCAUCGUUACCUGAUAUAGCUAGAACAUUAUUUGAUUUUCCAUUUUUAAAAUAUUUACCAGAUAUAUUAGUAAAAGCUAAAUACAGAUCUAUAUCUAGGUUACCAAAUAUAAAAGUGCCGACAUUAUUUUUAUCCGGUUUAUCAGAUAAUCUUAUACCACCAAGAAUGAUGGAUACUUUACAUACCGUAUCUGGAAGUAAAAAGAAAAGAAUAGUACGAUUCCCUGGGGGAACACACAAUGAGACUUGGAUGUCCCAAGGGUACUAUCAGGCUAUUAUUAACUUUGUCAAUGAGGUUUUAAGAACAAGAUCAUUUGAAACAGACACAGAAACUAUGGUUAAUAUGACAACAGUGUAACAGUGUAAAGUGCAUCAUAGUUACCAUGACAACAGUGAAGAUGGCAGAUAUUACAGUGACCAUGUCAACCUUGCCAUACAAUAUUUUGUUAACUGCCUCUGCACCAAAAGAUAUCAAAAUAGUGUAACAUUUGUGGCAAUGAUGUCAAAAAAGUUGAAAUAUGGAUAUUGUUUUUAACUACAAAUUGAUGAUACUACAAAUUUAUGAAAAAUACUGGAUUAUUGAUAACCCCACUAAUUUAGUCCCUCCCCCUAAUCGAUCUCUCCUACUUGCGAGGGCCAGAAUUCCUAACACGAUAAAAACUCUUCACAUAUCUUUGAUUGUGAUUGGUGCCCUGUAGAAGAGGUGACCAAUCAGCAAUCAGCUCAAUUUUAUCGAGAUAGGUAAAUCCCGAGCUAAUUCCGAAUGAUUGUUUGAAGAUUUUUCAUUGUCUAUGCAUUCAGGCGUUAAUGAAGUAAUCGCAGAUCAGCGGAAUAUAAAGACUGAAUUAUUUGGGUUAGAUUAUUGAAUGAAAUAAGAAGCCAAUGUUCUCUGACCUUCCGAAGGUGGAUGUUAGCUUUGCUCAAGGAUUGAAAAAUCAACCACUAAAUUGUUGGGGUUAUCUCCCUUUGAUCAUUUGGAUAAAGAUGGUAACAAGUUAAUGUCAUUUGAAUCUACCGUGCUACAUAUUAGACCAACAAAUAAGUCAUUUUUAAUGUUUUCAUUUUUGGAAGAGAAAGGCCUGGAAAUACCCUUAGCUGACAAAUACAAAAUUUAUUUAGGCAAUCAAAAAUUUCUUCACUAUCAAACAUGUUAUGAUGACUGUUAUGGUUAAGGUGGUACCAAACACCUUGACUAAAAUUAAUUUGGCUCGUUCAAUUUUCAUAAAAUUUUUACCAAAUAUUUACUUUGACCUUUUGACAAAAAUAUAAAAAUUUCAAAAAAUUUGAACCACACACUUUAUCGGAAAAUUUUCAUUGGAUGUAUAUCAGUUUGACAUACACUAAUUUUGAUCAUUGAGAAACUUGAUAUUUUCUUAACAAUAGAACGUGAUUAAAACUUUCAGCUGAUUUUUACAGGGUUAUCUCCCUGUAGUGUUAUGUACCACCUUAAAUAAUGUAAUUCACAUGAAAAGUUAUCUGUAUUAAUACUGUGAACUAUUUAAAAUUUACAAUAAGUAAGAAAUGGACCAAGUAAAAAGCAUUGGAAAAGUUCUCAAACUAGAAUGACUUAUGUGUCUGUGGACAUUCUUGGUAAUUCUUAAACGUUAAUGCCAGGAGUAUUUUUUUUUAAAAAGAAAAAAAAAUAGUAUGAUUGGGUAUCAUAAAAUCUUUAAAAAAAAUAUUGAAUUCAACUUAUCCUUUUUGGGGUUUAAAAUUUGUCAGAAUAUAACCAAAUAUUACCAAGACAUUAUGUUUGUACAUACACCCAAGUUUGCGGUAGUGAUCAUGUGAUAAUUUUGUCACAGAUGUCUUGAGAGCUUUAUCUGUGUCAGUACAUAUUAAAGCGAAAUUUUUUUCCUUGGUGGUCCUUGAAGAAAAUCUGCUGGUCCUCACUAUUAUUUCUAUUGCAAAAUAUCAAAAAUUGUGUCAGUCCUUUGCAAAAUUUUGGUGGUCAAAACCUUCGAACCACCACUUUUCGAGAACUCUGGUAAAGCAUUCGCACUUAACUCAAUUAGUACAUAUAAGGGUGGCAGCCACACUACAAAUCUGCAAGGUUAGGGUGGCAUUUUAAUUUGUUUGCCACAUUAUAACUCCAGUACAAAGUGUGGGUAACAUUUAUGGUUUUCUGUUCACACUAUAACUCCAGUACAAAGUGUGGGUAACAUUUAUGGUUUUCUGUUCACACUAUAACUCUAGUUCAAAGAUAUGGUGGCUUCUAUAAAUACAACUAUGCUAGUACAAAACUGGUGGUGGCAUUUAUUCAAGCAACAAAAUGUGCUAUUCUAAAUGAUAUUUGCUGAAUAUCCAUCUUCUCAUUUUUUCUUUAGAAAGAAAAAAAAUGAUUCAAGUGCAAUUAUAAAACAACAUUCCAUUGUAUCUACAGAUAGGUAUACAUACACAUAACAUUAUUUAAUUUGGUAUGAUGAAAAAUAUCUUACAAAUAUUGAUGUUUGUUUAGAUAGGAUUUGCAUUUAAAUGUACCUUUGAAUUAGAAAUUUUUUCUAUGUUUUUAGAAAAUCGCAACGGAAAAGGAUAUUGAUAAAAAAUAAAAACUUGCAUUUUAAAUUUUGAUAGAAUUAUUUGUAUGCAGAGUGAGAAUCACAAAUAUUAAUCUCUGAUUCUACAAAAAUCACAGUAAUGAAUGCGUCCAUGUCGCUGAACUAGUUAUUUCUAAAUAAACAGCUACUAUAUACUAUAUUCCUUUAUAAAAAUAAUUCAGCUAUAAAUUGUAAUCAGCUAUAUCUGUGUCAGUACAAAGUAAUGCAAAAUCUUUUCCCCAGAUGGUCCUUGAAGAAAAUCUGCUGGUCCUCACUAUUAUUUCUAUUGCAAAAUAUCAAAAAUUUUGUCAGUCCUUUGCAACAAUCAGGUCAAAUUUAUAUAUAAAAUUAAAUGAGAAUCACAAAAAAAAAUUCAAACUGGACCAGUUGUAUUUUAGUACAAGGUUAUCUGUUUCUUAUGUAAGAGAACAUAAGUGUGUUAUUUGUAAUGAUUAACAAACUGUAGACACAGAGAUAUGUUUGGAAAUAUCUUAAAUGUAAACUAUGCAAAAGGUUUAAUAAUCAAUGGACCAUAACUGAGGGCAAAGUAAUCUACAAGGAAAUGAGCUGGUCACCCUCUAAUGACCUAAUCACAAACUUUCACAAUUGUUAUAGACACCCGAAAAAGCACAUUGAAGUCUCAUCUCUUUGACUAAGUAAAGGAGUCAUUUAAACCAUUUGGAUAGAUUAGAUUAAGGAAUUAGUAGAGUGAAAUCUGUGUAUUUACCUUGUAUAUGGGUCACACAAAUUUAGAAUUUUUCAAUGUUAAGUCUAACCCUAUCUCAAAAUGUAUCUGUUAUGAGUCAAGUUUUGAAUGUUCUGAUAUGUCCUAUCUAUAUCGUUGAUUAAUGAUGAAGUGCAUUGUUGGUAAAUCUUUAUUCUAUAUUUGUUAAUUAUUUGUUGUUAUUUAAUAUCAUAUUGCAUAUGAACAUAGUAUUUAUAAAUAAAUAAAAUUGUGAUUUUUA
Messenger RNA from Mytilus californianus (California mussel), 4395 nucleotides. RefSeq names its product protein ABHD13-like. Gene Ontology annotation, cellular component: membrane. The record is from RefSeq and is a predicted model, not a curated record. The transcript has 7 exons. Lineage: Eukaryota; Metazoa; Mollusca; Bivalvia; Mytilida; Mytilidae. Bases 151 to 1251 code for a protein of 366 amino acids. Gene Ontology annotation, molecular function: palmitoyl-(protein) hydrolase activity.